GAGAAAACUCCUCGCGACUUCAAUCUCUACGCCGAUUAUCUCUGCGACUUCCUGACACUGCUGAGAGCUCGCCGAGCAAAAUUGCAGUUUUGGGAGAAAAAGAAACUUAUUGAUGAUCCUAUGAAAAAGAAAGUUGCCAGCAUAUACAGGAGGGCGGCUGAUCGAUUUCAGGGUGAUAUGCGAUUAUGGGAAAAGCUCAUACACUUUCUGGAUGAGAAUUCAAUGCGUCGUGAAUUAGCGGUUGCGUACACAAGAGCUCUACAGAUACAUGGAAAGAACGAAAAACUCCGAAGAGAUUUCGCUCUUUGGCAGUUCUUUCUCUGGUGCAAGUCCACAGAA
Ostertagia ostertagi is the source of this 339-nucleotide messenger RNA. The record is from the annotation of a GenBank genome assembly. NCBI's taxonomy places the organism in Eukaryota, Metazoa, Nematoda, Chromadorea, Rhabditida, Trichostrongylidae.